This is a messenger RNA of Talpa occidentalis (Iberian mole), 1212 nucleotides long. RefSeq names its product atypical chemokine receptor 3 (gene ACKR3). The transcript is spliced from 2 exons. NCBI's taxonomy places the organism in Eukaryota, Metazoa, Chordata, Mammalia, Eulipotyphla, Talpidae. The record is from RefSeq and is a predicted model, not a curated record. Bases 63 to 1151 code for a protein of 362 amino acids. Gene Ontology annotation, molecular function: coreceptor activity; chemokine binding; G protein-coupled receptor activity. Gene Ontology annotation, cellular component: membrane. Gene Ontology annotation, biological process: G protein-coupled receptor signaling pathway; chemotaxis; vasculogenesis.
CCCUCCGGCCGCCGAGCGGAGCGAGACUUUCCUGUGGGCCCCGGGACGCCGCCCUCGACGCCAUGGAUCUGCAUCUGUUCGACUACGCGGAGCCGGGGAACUUCUCCGACAUCAGCUGGCCCUGCAACAGCAGCGACUGCAUCGCGGUGGACACGGUCCUGUGCCCCAGCAUGCCCAGCAAGAGCGUCCUGCUGUACACGCUGGCCUUCGUCUACAUCUUCAUCUUCGUCAUCGGCAUGAUCGCCAACUCCGUGGUGGUCUGGGUGAACGUCCAGGCCAAGACCACGGGCUACGACACGCACUGCUACAUCCUCAACCUGGCCAUCGCCGACCUGUGGGUGGUGGUCACCAUCCCGGUCUGGGUGGUCAGCCUCGUGCAGCAUAACCAGUGGCCCAUGGGGGAGCUCACGUGCAAGGUCACCCACCUCAUCUUCUCCAUCAACCUGUUCGGCAGCAUCUUCUUCCUCACCUGCAUGAGCGUGGACCGCUACCUCUCGGUCGCCUACUUCGCCAACACCGCCGGCCACCGGAAGAAGACGGCCCGCCGCGUGGUCUGCGUGCUGGUGUGGCUGCUGGCCUUCUGCGUGUCCCUGCCCGACACCUACUACCUGAAGACCGUCACGUCGGCGGCCAACAACGAGACCUACUGCCGCUCCUUCUACCCGGAGCACAGCGUCAAGGAGUGGCUGGUCAGCAUGGAGCUGGUCUCCGUGGUGCUGGGCUUCGCCAUACCCUUCUCCGUCAUCGCUGUCUUCUACUUCCUGCUGGCCAGGGCCAUCUCGGCCUCCAGCGACCAGGAGAAGCACAGCAGCCGCAAGAUCAUCUUCUCCUACGUGGUGGUCUUCCUGGUGUGCUGGCUCCCCUACCACGCCGUGGUGCUCCUGGACAUCUUCUCCAUCCUCCACUACAUCCCCUUCACCUGCCAGCUGGAGAACUUCCUCUUCACGGCGCUGCACGUCACGCAGUGCCUGUCCCUGGUGCACUGCUGCGUCAACCCCGUGCUCUACAGCUUCAUCAACCGCAACUACAGAUACGAGCUGAUGAAGGCCUUCAUCUUCAAGUACUCGGCCAAAACGGGGCUCACCAAGCUCAUUGACGCCUCCAGAGUGUCGGAAACGGAGUACUCCGCUUUGGAGCAGAGCGCCAAGUGAUGCCCCCGCGGCCCGGGCCGUGGCCGCUGUCACCGGGCGCCGGCCGGCGCAUCCUCGUCCA